CGUGUGGGUGUUGUGAAGUGUGUAUGUGAUAACUGUUGUCAGCGGGUUGCUCACUGACUGUCCGUUGCCCAAGAAGAGGCAAUGAAAAAAUAAUUCGGCGUUUUCAUGUGAAAAUUUCUCUUCAUCAAGUGCUCUGCGGAGUAAACUAAAAUUAUCAGGUGGGGCAUCCUCCAUUAUUGCUGAUUGAUGUUUGGUAGCGAGUUCCUGCAUCAUUUCUGAUCUGGACUUGGAUGCGUGGUUAAAGGCAGUCAAGUCUCCACGCCGCUACCUUGAAGGUUGAAUGUCAGACAGGGGUGUCACAGCAAGCUGCGCAACCUUCUCUCCUGACGAAGUCAAUUUUGUGACGGGGUAAUUCGGCUAACUUUUAAGGGCGUGAGUGUGCCCUGGUGGGGAGGUGUGCCCCGUGAAACAUGGUGACCCCACGGAUCGUAACUCACCCUCCAGCCGUCUCUUCCUCCGCUUCCAGCUCCACCUCCACAGCCACACACGCAAAUUAGGCCAACGCCCUCACGACCUCAGGGUUUCGCGGAGGUUUCAGGAUGCGACUCUUCAAGCGUCGCAGCAGUGACCCCGCCCCCCGCCUGGUCUCCCUCUCUCCUCUCAGCACUGAUCACACCCACGACGACGCCCUUCCUUAUGUGCUGCGCCCUCCAGCACCCACUCCGCAACCGUCUCAGCAGCAGGAGGAGGUGGAGGAGGAAGACGUGUAUGCCACAGUAGAUGGGGACGAUGCCGAGGAGGACUUGGAUGAGGCGAUAUACUCCACCCUGGAGGAAGUGAGGGGCUGUGCCUCCCACGACGGCCCUUCUGCUUCCUCCCUUCUGUUCUGCAAUAACAGCGUGAGCAGUGCCCCUGGUAUCGUCACUAACUAUUACACAGCCGUGCCUGCCCUCGUCGUAGAAGAGGUCAUACCCGGCCGCCCCCGUCAGGGUACCCCAACUGAGCAACAACCUGCUAAGAAAGGGUUUUCAACAUGGGGGAAGAAAAUGGGCAAGAAGCUCGAACAGCUGACCCGAGGGGAAAGCAAAGAACACAUCCACUUCCCUCUGGGGUCAACCCGCACCCGAAGGAGGAAUUGGCGUCCGGGUAAAGAAAACUCUGAUAGUGUUGCAAGUCUAAACUCCAAAGGUGUCAGCCAUACUUCUUCCGCCCCUCGACAGCCUCGUAAGGCCAAAGUCGACCGUGUGGAGAGCAUCCGCAACUUGUUUCGUCGAUCCCGCAGUUGGGAUUCCGCCAAAGACUUAGAAGAUUUACCUGCCCCUAGGGUGGGUGCCAAACCUGAUUCAACCACUGCUGAAGGUGCUACGACUAGCCCUCAUGAACAUGAUAACGUUUACGAGUCCCUAAAAGAUGUAGAGGAUAUUGGAGGCACCUUGAAAGGAACUCUGCUAUUCAGGAGUGCUUCCACCUCCCAUUUGCCGUCGUGUGAAGUAGGACUCGAUGUGAAUACGGAGAGUGAAAGAACAGCCGCAGCAGGGACUGUUGCAGACGGGUCUGCCGACGGAAGCGGGGUUGGUGUUGAGGAAAUUGGGGAGGUGGGCGAGUGUGAUGGAAAGACGAGUGAGAGUGAAAAGUCUGCCAAAAAGGGUCAGUUUCCUUACGCUUUUCUGAGAUCCAGACUUACCUCAGUCGCGGAGGAACAAGCGACUGCCAGGGAAGAGUGUGGUGACAGUGGACGUGGCACCGGCAGCCACUGUGGCAGUAUUUCUGACGUUCGAACCUCCUACUCGGAGACGUCAGACUCGAAAUCAUCGUUUUCAGAAAAUUCGGACUCGAAAUCGUCUUGCUCAGACUCGUCGGAAAGCAAAUGGGUUCAGGAGGAGGAGGAGGAGGAGGAUGAAAGGGAGGAGAGUGAACGGAGGCGGAGGAGGAGAAGGGAAGAGGAAACAGCUUCGAGAGGAGGGAGAGAUGGGGGAGGGGGAGGGGGAGGGGGACGAAAUCUCAAACUCACCUCUUCAAGGGAUGUUAUUUCACCAAUACCGGCACCAAGUGGUUUCGGUGACGGCGACUUCGUUGUGACAGUGCGGGUCAAGGGUAUAUCCGAAGGGGACUCCCGUAGUUCCUCAGUCUACAUUAAGGGGGAUAACACUGAAUCAGCCCUCGAUGAAAAUGAACUGCGUAAGAUCAGAAUGGACAGGUAUGUCACGAAAAAGCUUUUGUCCAAUCACUCUGAAAAGAAGCAUAGUUUUAGCAAGAGUGUAGGAUCACAGCCUCUCAUGACUGAUGAAGAGAAGUUGCGAGCUCGCACUGGAGACUGCUGUCAUCAUUGUCACCAUUGUGGAGAUCAUCUGCAGCAGCAUAACGCCCAGGGAAGCCCCUUACCCCUUAUCAGACGUCGGCCCCGAUCGCAGCCACGCGUACACAACCGUAUGAGUUACCCUACUUCCAGUUCCGUUGACGCUCUCUACGAGGCCAUAUACCCUGAAGACUCGUGUUCCAAACGCUCUUCCUUAGAUCUCGACCGCCUGGUAGGACUGAAUCGCUUUGAGCGUCUUGAGAGACUCGGCAACCGAGAUGAUCUCGUCCUCGACCACGCCUACGACCCGAGACGCCGCUACGCCCGAUCUGCUUCCCUCGAUCGAGCAGAAUCCUGGCGGUGGCGGGACGCGAUGCUCGAGGACUUUGACGGGGAGUCCAUCGCUGGCGAAGUUGGGUAUCGCAGAAGGGCCCCCAGUUUGUCGAGGCCCAUUCCGACCCCUGCCGUCUUGCCCCAGGCACCUGUAACCAAUAAAACAUUCCGCCUUGUGCGACUGGUCAAAGAUGACACCGAUGAAGGCCUGGGGUUAUAUAUCUCGGGUCAGAGAGCUCUUGGCUACAUCAUAGCGCAUAUACUUCCUGGUGGACUUACUGACAGGGACGGUCGUCUAAGGAUAGGUGAUGAGAUAAUAAACGUGAAUGGGCGGAGGCUGCGUGGUGUCAGCUUAGAAGAAGCCCGCCACAUACUUCGCCACACACCAACAGAAGUUGAUGUAGUCGUUGCAAGAGAACCGGACAGCCAUCCGCAAGAGUCUCUUUUCUCCGACCUUGAUGUGGCGUCUAUGACGAGCGGCAGAGUUGAUUCCCGGGUGGAAACCAGGGUGGAUUCCAGGGUGGACAGCGUAAAUGACGAAGACGACGACGAGGAACUGAUUGUUGUGGAGGGUCACCAUCCACUCGCUCUUCAUCAUUUAACCUGUCACAGAUACAAUCCCCGCCACUCCUACAAAUACCAGCAUCAUGAUGACACUCGAGAAGAAUCUCUGGCCGUACAUGAUGGCCACAGCCAAGAGUGUCCGGAAGGUGAUGUCCAGUGCUGUACAUUGCGAGACCUUCCGGAGGUAUCCAGCGAGAGCCGGGGUUGCAAUCGAGAUCUGCCAGCUAUUCCUGAUGUUGCCAAGUGUUGUUCUCGAGAUUUACCUGAGAAUGUGUCUUGCGAACACAAUGACUGCGUACAUGAUAUGAAGGAAGGCCUGGAUUCAAGAAAACGACAUCGCCUGAACUCGGUAAAGGAGGAGGGGAUGGUCACUGCAGUUAUGGUUAGGACGGUCUCAGAUUCAUCUUCAGGGGAAGAUGAGCCCCGUCGAUUGUUGCCUCUCAUAGAGGAUGGUGUCUUUGAGGAGCGACCAUCUUCUCAGGCAUCUCAAGUCUCUGCAAGAACGGUCACAUCUAUGGCCUCUGUUGCAUCAGUGCACGGCACUGGAAUAACAGCUUUAUCAAGACAGGUUUCACAGAGAGCUCAUAGACCUUCAUCUUUGUCAACAAUGCCAAGAAGGCCAAAGAGUCUCAACCUUUCUUUCCAUACUGUUGUAUUCGAAAAGGGACAUGGUAAAAAGGGUCUUGGCUUUUCUAUUGUUGGAGGACGUGACUCUCCCAAAGGAAAUAUUGGUAUUUUUGUAAAGACUAUCUUCCCUGUUGGACAAGCAGCUGAAGAAGGAACUUUGAAGGAAGGUGAUGAGAUUUUUGCAGUCAAUGGUGAAAGUUUGGCAGGAGCCAGCCAUUCAGAGGCUAUUACUAUGUUUAAAGCUAUACGCACUGGGAAAGUUGUGUUGCAUGUUGGCCGCCGAUCCCCUUCAAAGAAAAGAGGACACAAAACAAAGUCUUUUGAUGAUCUCGACAAAUUUGAAGAAUAAAUUACAUCGACGUACAUCCCCAAGAGAACAGAGAUAAUUGGAUUUUACAUAUAAAAUUUUGUGUUAGUUGUUUUAAUUUAUUUAGCAAUAAAGACUUGAGGUUUUUAAAAUUUACUGCAUGACCUUUUUGGUGCUCCAACUGUAUGAUGUAUUAAGCCAAAGAACUGUAUAUUUGUGUCAGGACAGGGUUUGUAUAGAUAUUUUUAAAUUGUAAAAUACAGUUACACUGCUGAUAAGGGUGGUUCUGUUCUAGACUAAUUUUUAAAAUACAUUUCCAUUUUUAAAUGCUUUAUUCAGGAAAUAACACCAGUACAAUCUGUUCAUUAAAAUUAAUCUAACGCUGUAAUACAGUGUUUGAUAUUUGUUAGCUUAUAAACAUACAGCUACUUCUUUAAGAAUUUGCUAGCACUGAUACUGCUCUUGUCUUUUUGUAUAUAAAAUGUAUCUAUUCAUAAAAAUGUAGAAAUGUGAUAUAUCUA
Macrobrachium nipponense is the source of this 4588-nucleotide messenger RNA. RefSeq lists its product as uncharacterized. The coding region runs from base 540 to 4109 and encodes 1189 amino acids. Gene Ontology annotation, molecular function: protein binding. The transcript has 12 exons. The record is from RefSeq and is a predicted model, not a curated record. NCBI's taxonomy places the organism in Eukaryota, Metazoa, Arthropoda, Malacostraca, Decapoda, Palaemonidae.